This is a messenger RNA of Manis pentadactyla (Chinese pangolin), 315 nucleotides long. RefSeq names its product 10 kDa heat shock protein, mitochondrial-like. NCBI's taxonomy places the organism in Eukaryota, Metazoa, Chordata, Mammalia, Pholidota, Manidae. Gene Ontology annotation, molecular function: protein-folding chaperone binding; protein folding chaperone; ATP binding. The record is from RefSeq and is a predicted model, not a curated record. The transcript has a single exon. Gene Ontology annotation, cellular component: mitochondrial matrix.
AUGGUCGCAGUCCAGGCAGGACAAGCAUUUAGAAAGUUUCGUCCCCUCUUUGACCGAAUACUGGUUGAAAGGAGUGCACCUGAAACUGUAACGAAAGGAGGCAUAAUGCUUCCAGAAAUAUCUCAAGGAAAAGUGUUCCAAACAAUAAUAGUAGCUGUUGGAUUAGGCUUUAAAGAGAAGGGUAGAGAAUCAACCAGUUAGCAUGAAAGUUGAAAAAAAAUUCUCCCAGAAUAUGGAGGCACCAAAGUAAUUCUAGACAAUGAGGAUUAUUUCUUAUUUAGUGAUGGCGACAUUCUUGGAAAGUCUGUAGACUGA